Molecule: messenger RNA, 1104 nt
Organism: Hibiscus syriacus
Lineage: Eukaryota; Viridiplantae; Streptophyta; Magnoliopsida; Malvales; Malvaceae
Product: AP2/ERF and B3 domain-containing transcription factor At1g50680-like
Exons: 2
Coding region: 34-1104 (356 amino acids)
Biological process (GO): regulation of DNA-templated transcription
Molecular function (GO): DNA binding; DNA-binding transcription factor activity
Source: RefSeq, a predicted model, not a curated record
CUGCAUAUAUAUUUUCUUUAAGACCAAUCUCUAAUGGUGGAAGAUGAUUCGAGCAUCGUUUUGAGCACUAAAUUGGCUGUUCUGGCUGCAGAAACCUCGGAUUCCGGCGACAGCAACUACAAGCUUCGCCCCAGCAAACGUGCCAGGCAUGAUCACGGUGCGUCGUUAGCAAGGUUCAAAGGUGUCGUCCCGCAGCAAAAUGGGCAUUGGGGUGCGCAGAUAUACGCCAACCAUCAGCGGAUAUGGCUCGGGACGUUCAAGUCCGAUAGAGACGCAGCCAUGGCUUACGACAGCGCUGCCAUAAAGAUACGUAGCGGCGACACGCAUAGGAACCUCCCAUGGACCGAUCUCAACAUCAAAGAAUCGGACUUUCAGAGCCUUUAUUCGACCGAUGAUGUAUUGAACAUGAUCAGGGACUGGUGGUAUCAAGCCAAGUUGGAAGAUUUCGUCAAGAUCUUGUCUAAAAAGGAUGGGAAAUUGAUCAGUAAUCUUAACAAAAAGCUUGUGCAUGGUGAUACACAGUUCUCAUGCAUGCAACUUUUUCAAAAGGAAUUAACACCAAGCGAUGUCGGCAAGCUUAACAGGCUCGUGAUCCCUAAAAAAUACGCCGUUAAACACUUCCCUCACAUUUACGAGACCGAUCAACAAAGUCUGGUGGGUGGGGACGAAGACAUCGAGCUUGUCUUCUAUGACAGGUUAAUGAUGACAUGGAAAUUUCGAUACCGCUAUUGGAGGAGUAGCCAAAGCUUUGUCUUCACUAGAGGCUGGAGUCGAUUCGUGAAGGAGAAGAAACUCGGUGAGAAAGACUCUGUGACAUUUUACGCAUGCGAGUGCCCUGGUGGGAGUCAAAAUGGCAGAAACUUCUUCCUCAUCUAUGUGGAUUACAAUGGUGAAAGAUGUUGCAUCGAUGAGGGAGAUUAUAAGAAAAUGACUAACACUAAUACGUUGGAAGCAUCGGCGCUGGAGUUGGAGCUGAACAUGGGGAAGAAGAAUUACAGUAAGACUAGUAGUGAGUUGAAUGAAGAUAGAGUGGUAGAUGGAUUGGAAUCGGGUCGUAAUGUAAAGAAGAAAAGUAUUACUCUUUUCGGAGUACAGAUUAAAUGA